Pipistrellus kuhlii (Kuhl's pipistrelle) is the source of this 928-nucleotide messenger RNA. It is a transcript of the gene LIAT1, whose product is annotated as chromosome unknown C17orf97 homolog. Lineage: Eukaryota; Metazoa; Chordata; Mammalia; Chiroptera; Vespertilionidae. The record is from RefSeq and is a predicted model, not a curated record. Gene Ontology annotation, biological process: protein arginylation. Bases 183 to 848 code for a protein of 221 amino acids. The transcript has 2 exons.
GGCGCACGCGCAGGCGCACCACCAGCCCGCCGAAGCUCCCAGACUGCGCACGCGCGCCCGCCGUGUGGCGGUCGCCAUGGAGACGCGUGGCCCUGGUCAAGCAGCCGGCGCCGGGAGCCGCGGGCUGGGCUGCAGCGGGUCUUGGGCUGACCCACGCGCCGUUGGCGGCCCCGCUGGGGCGGAUGGACGGCCUCCGUGGGGCCAGGGCGUCGCGGUACGGCGAGGAGGAUGAGGAUGAGGAAGAGGAGCUGGAGGGCGGCCCCGUGGGCCCGAAGGAGUCCAGACUGCCUCCCAUCUCCAGCUGCGCCCCAGAGCCCAAACGGAAGGGGAAGAAGAAAAAGAAGAAGAGAAAGACGGAGGGAUCGGGCAAGGGGGACGACAGACAUCAGAGCCGGAGCCUGAAGAGCCAGCAGCUGACGUCCCCUCUUCACGAGGUCCUGAGUCCCAGCAAGGAUCACGGCCCCAGGCCGGAGCACAGGCAGGACAGGGAGCCGGGCAAGCUCGUCCCCUCCGUCGCCUCCUCCGCCAGCCUCCCGGGCUUCGCCAAGUCCGAGGAGAAACCCCCCAGCAAGGUCAACGAGAGCCUGCGCUGGGAUGGCAUCCUCGCCGACCCCGAGGCCGAGAAGGAACGGAUCCGCAUCUACAAGCUGAACCGCAGGAAGCGGUACCGGAUCGUGGCCCUCAAGGGCAUCCUCUCUGAGCCCGGUGCCCAGGAGAAGCCCGAGAGCCCCGCCUGCCCCUCGGACCCCGGGGAGGACAGCGCCCCGGGCCCCGAGCUCCGCCCGCCGGCCCCCGCCGGCCCCGCCGAGGGCGGGGCGGGAAGCCUGGCCCCCGCGCUGCCCGAGUGAACCCGCCCUCCAGACCCACACGCCACCCUAUAUUCUUACCGCGAGUUUGUGUGUUAGAGAGAGGGCGGGAAUAAAGGAAA